GAUAUGGUUGAAGAUCAUGGAGCUGAGAUUGUCAAGGAAAAUGCAUCUUUAGUGGAUUCAUCCUUGACUGAAUGCAAACAUGAUUUGCAGAAUUGCGAUGGUCCAGAAAGUUCAAUCAACAAGAAUAAUGGAGAUUGCAACUGUGACAAAGAAGAACAAGUGUACCCUUCUUGUGAUGUGGUUCGUUCUAGUCACAUGACAAAUAAUAAGCUGUACACAAGAUAUUUUGUCAUAAAGAGUUUGAGCCAUCAAAACAUUCAAUUGUCUGUUGAGAAAGGCAUUUGGGCAACUCAAAUAAUGAACGAACCUAUUCUGGAGGAGGCGUUUCAUAACUCAGAUAGGGUAAUUCUUAUAUUCAGUGUCAACAUGAGUGGCUUUUUCCAAGGGUAUGCGCAGAUGAUGUCUUCUGUGAGCUGGAAACGGGACAAUGUCUGGAGUAAAUCUAGUGGGGGAAGUAAUCCAUGGGGCCGUAGUUUUAAAGUCAAAUGGUUACAAUUAAGUGACUUGCCAUUUCAAAAGACUCUUCAUCUGAAGAAUCCGUUAAAUGACUACAAGCCUGUUAAAAUUAGCAGGGAUUGCCAGGAGUUAUCUGCAGAUAUUGGUGAAGCUCUUUGUGAGCUGUUUGAUGGAGAAGUAGACACCAAAGGCAGAUUGAAAAGGGCCAAUUCUUUUAUGGAUGAUGGUCUCCCAAAGAGAUCUUGCAGAAGUUCUCCUAUUAAUUUUGAAAGUCAAGAUAGUAUGCUUUCUGAACCUUCAUUACAUAUGAGAUGGGCAGGUCCAACAAUGUUACAUCCUUCUUUACUGUAUCAACAUGUUCAACAUGAAGAAAACACCCACCACACUAUGCUGGGAAGAUCACAGAGGCUUUCUUUUCAUCAAAACUCAUAUUUCUAUAUGGAUCCAGAAAACAGUUUAUGUAAGAAACAACCUUCUCUUAACAAACAUAUGAAUAAGGGACCAGGACAAAGAAAUGAAUUUUUGGAGUCAAUCAGGAAGGAUACACCUCUUGAAGAAAAUCUUGAUGUAUCAUUGACUGAAGAGGAUUUUCUCUCAAUGAUCAACAAAGUAUGCGAGGGGCUGGAUUUUGGUUCUACCAGGCAUUCUGCUGUUGGCUCGGGUAUUCCUUAUUUGUACAUAUGAGGAAUAUUUGCAAGUCAUUGGCAGGAGUUCUUUCUCAUCUCGUCGUCUGCCAUCAGCAUCAGUUGGAACUACAUCAGACCAUGCAGGUGUUGCACACAAAUAGUGGUGUGAUUUAUUAUAUGAUUGACUGUAGGUG
Molecule: messenger RNA, 1276 nt
Organism: Asparagus officinalis (garden asparagus)
Lineage: Eukaryota; Viridiplantae; Streptophyta; Magnoliopsida; Asparagales; Asparagaceae
Product: YTH domain-containing family protein 1
Exons: 8
Coding region: 4-1140 (378 amino acids)
Biological process (GO): mRNA splicing, via spliceosome; regulation of mRNA splicing, via spliceosome
Cellular component (GO): nucleoplasm
Molecular function (GO): mRNA binding; N6-methyladenosine-containing RNA reader activity
Source: RefSeq, a predicted model, not a curated record